GCUCAGCUCUCUCUCUCUCUCUAUUGUACUUCCGUCUUCCUCUGCUGCAUCCCAUCUCUCUCUCUCUUCUUUUUCUUUCUCCUGCUCUCUCUCUCUCUCUCUAUUUAAAUCUCUCUCUUUUUUCCUAUUCUGGGUUUCUUUCAAAUCCAUCCCCCCUUUCUAAAAAAAUCUUCUUCUUCUUCUUCCUCUUUCUCCACUGGUAAUUAUUGGUAAUGAGGUCGUCCCUUCAUUGAUUUUACACACCGAAGAUUACAAUUCUGCUUCCUGCAGUGUUUCAAGUUUUUAUUUUAUUUUGCUGUGGGCGGCGGCUAUGGCUGGUGGAAACGAAGUCAACCUCAACGAAUGCAAGAGAAUUGUCCCACUCAACACAUGGGUCCUCAUUUCCAAUUUCAAGCUUGCUUACAAAGUCCUCCGCCGUCCUGACGGUUCCUUCAACCGUGAUCUCGCCGAGUUUCUCGACCGUAAAGUUCCCGCCAACGCUUUCCCCGUCGACGGCGUCUUCUCCUUUGACCACGUCGACUCUUCCACCAACCUUCUCACCCGUAUCUACCAACCUGCUUCCCUCUCUCCCCGCCACCACCACGGUACCCUCGACCUUACCGAACCUCUCAGCACUACCGAGAUCGUCCCUGUUCUCAUUUUCUUCCACGGUGGCAGCUUCACUCAUUCCUCCGCCAACAGCGCCAUCUACGACACUUUCUGCCGACGCCUUGUCACCAUCUGCGGUGUUGUUGUUGUCUCCGUUGAUUACCGAAGAUCCCCCGAGCACCGUUACCCUUGCGCUUACGACGAUGGUUGGAAUGCUCUCAAGUGGGUCAAGUCCAGAGUCUGGCUUCAGAGUGGUCUACACUCCAAUGUUUAUGUUUAUUUGGCUGGAGAUAGCUCUGGUGGCAACAUCGCUCACAAUGUUGCUGUCAGGGCUACCAAAGAAGGUGUCCAAGUCUUGGGUAACAUUCUUCUUCAUCCUAUGUUUGGUGGGCAAGAGAGGACUCCUUCUGAGAGGACCCUUGAUGGCAAAUACUUUGUUACUAUACAAGAUCGUGACUGGUAUUGGAGGGCUUAUCUACCCGAAGGUGAAGACAGAGAUCAUCCAGCAUGUAAUCCCUUUGGCCCCAGGGGUCAAAGCCUUAAAGGAGUCAACUUUCCCAAGAGUCUUGUCGUUGUUGCUGGUUUAGAUCUUGUUCAGGAUUGGCAAUUGGCUUAUGUGGAUGGCCUUAAGAAGACUGGUCUUGAUGUCAAUCUCUUGUAUUUGAAGCAAGCUACCAUUGGGUUUUACUUCUUGCCUAACAAUGAUCACUUUCACUGCCUUAUGGAAGAGUUGAAUAAGUUUGUGCACUCCAUUGACGAUUCUCAUACCAGCUCAACUCCUUUGCUUCUUACUCCCUAGCAAACAACUCAUUACUUGUUGCUGAUAUAUACAUUAAGAGAAGAAGAAGAAGCACUAGAGGAUCGGUUUGUUUUGCCUGUCUAUGAUGGGUUUUUGUACAGUUUUCUCAAGUAUUGUUUAGUGUUCAGUAGGGCUUUUUGUUUUUGUUUUUGUGUUCCUUGGUCUCCUGAAGCAUAAUAAGUUGGCUUGUUGUGAGAUCUUGGCUGCGCCUCAAGGAAGACCACUUCGGUUAUCGCCAUCUAUCGGUUUAGGGCUAAACCGGGACAUGGUACUUUGUUUGCGUACCAGUAUGGGUAGACUUUAAUUGGUUUCUAGGGUACAGAGGGUAAAUUACAAGACAACUAACUUGUCUUCAACAUGUUGUGAAAAAACUUAUCCUUGGUGUGGAUUUGUGUAUGUUUAUAUUUACCUUUUGUGUUCGCAUGCUAUUAAUAGAACGAGCAUGUCUUUUGUUGUUGUAA
Messenger RNA from Camelina sativa (false flax), 1848 nucleotides. Its product is annotated as gibberellin receptor GID1B. Gene Ontology annotation, molecular function: hydrolase activity; gibberellin binding. NCBI's taxonomy places the organism in Eukaryota, Viridiplantae, Streptophyta, Magnoliopsida, Brassicales, Brassicaceae. The record is from RefSeq and is a predicted model, not a curated record. Gene Ontology annotation, cellular component: cytoplasm; nucleus. Gene Ontology annotation, biological process: raffinose family oligosaccharide biosynthetic process; floral organ morphogenesis; positive regulation of gibberellic acid mediated signaling pathway.